This is a messenger RNA of Trichoderma gamsii, 2091 nucleotides long. RefSeq lists its product as hypothetical. Lineage: Eukaryota; Fungi; Ascomycota; Sordariomycetes; Hypocreales; Hypocreaceae. The transcript is spliced from 2 exons. Bases 1 to 2091 code for a protein of 696 amino acids. The record is from RefSeq and is a predicted model, not a curated record.
AUGAAAGCAACAAAUGUUACGCUGUUGGUUUAUACAGCGUCUGUGAUAGAGGCCGCUACAGCAGCUACGCGAUUAGACUUUCUGCAUCAUCGCCACCAGCGACGUCUGUUCCAAACCAACAGCACCUUGAAAGGUGUUCAAGACGGCCUUUCACCGACAGGUAAUAUCGCGGUCGAGACUACAUUCUUAGAAUCGACAGCUACGGUAUAUAGCAAGAUUUCUACAUCUCAAACAACCGCCGCACCGCCGACACAAUAUAAUGCUACAGAGAGGUCAUUUUCAUAUUCGAGACCCCCGUCAAUAUCUUCUUCGCCGUCUAUUGCGCCCCUGACGAGCGCCGAAGUCAAUUUCAACGGAACUACUGUUCCGCCAGCAACCGAGAGUACAAAUGAAACAAAAGAGCCUAGUCGACUAUCGACGCCAAUGUAUAGUUUAUUUACAAACUCAUCCGCUACCGCUCGUGGAAAUGUUGAUGCGUCAGGGUAUUCGUCAGCUGUCCCAACAACAGGCGGCAACUUUAAUAACAUUCCUACGAAUUCUUCUCUAUUAACUACGACUUCGAUAGAGCCAUGUACUUCAUUGCCUAGCGACCGAGCCGUUACCGAGUAUUCUAUCGUUUAUACUACAACCGUCACAUUUUACGGCAACAGUACUGAUUAUACCCCUCCUUAUUCGCCCAUGAAAACGCCGAAUUACUGCUCUCCUACAGGCGAAGCUCUCAUUACCUUCUACAGCACAACCCACGUAUCUAAUUCAACUGCAACAGAGACGGUCGCGACUCUGACUACGGCUUCUCCAACAGCUGACAUCGGUGUACCGGCCCUAGUUGCUCCUAUUCCCGCCAUUACCUUUUCGUUUGAUCUCCCAGAGAUCCUCACACAAGCGCCUGAUGCUACUGGCGGAGAUGAAGGUGGAAUAAUCAUCACCAUCAAACCGUAUCGCUCGUUUACUCGACGAAUAAUUACCUUCAUUACAACCGACAAAAACCCAGCCGUGGUUUUUUCACCUGAGCCAACUCCGGAUUUUAGUCCCACUUGGAUCACUGGUAUUGGAGAUGGUGUUCAUAAGACCAUGGAUGUUAUAGAUAGUCUGCCAACUGCCUCACCCAUCUCCAAUAACCUUAUCGGAAGCGUGAAGCGACCUCCAGUUCCUACUUUUCAGGUCACCGCUGGAGGAGACGAAGUUAUUAUCAAUGAACAGACGAUAUCUGGCCUGAAACCGAGCCAGACAACAACCAUCACAGUCGGAACUGACGUUUUUACAAUUUUUCCGACUGCAAUUGUUGGUUUCGGUUCAACAGUCACAAAGCCUGCACCUCAAGAAACUUCCAGUCCCACCUCAGCCAUCACAUCCGGGGUCUUGGGUGGAGUUUCAGUGAUAAUCUCAGGAACAAAAGCUGUGGUUGACGGUAUUACCUUGAGCAUCUCGCCACAAUUGGCUACAACGACCAUUAAUGGCCACAAGGUUGCUCUUGGGACAGGAACUAUAGCUGUUGGCCCUGAGACGCUAGUUUUCCAGAACCCCUCGCCCCGGCCAACUCAUGAGAUCAUUACGGGGGGAGAAAUGAUCACAGCUAUAGGUAGUUCCAUCAUUGUUCUACACUCUACAACCAUCACCUACGGCGCGAAAAUUGCUCCAAAGCAAACAACAGUCAGCGGCGAGACCAUCUUAAUCGGUCCAAGGGGUGUAUCAUUCCACGGGACCACUCUAGGAGGGCCCUCGGCAAACUCCACCAAUACAGAAUAUGAGAUUGUAGGCGGAGUCACUGUGGGAAAACUUUCACCCUCUCUUGUAGUAGUCAACGGGGUAACCUACUCGAUUAACAAAGAUGGCGAUCUGAACAAUAUGGAAACGACAAUCAUCGCUAAUCAGACCAUCACCAUAGGCCCAAAUGGCUUGAUCCUAUCUUCUCAGACGUUGACAUACCCAGGGAGCUCUGUCACUGCCACCUUGUCGCCUUCCAUGCCGGAUUUCCCUGCCGAGACUGCAGGUCAGAGCGGAGACGAGGAAAGCGGUGCGUUUUCGAUCCGUCUAAAGCUUAGUGUCUUGUAUGUUUGCUUAGCAGGAGUAGGCGUUUGGGUAUUCGUUUGA